GUUACUACGGAAGUUCUUUUCUGUUUCGUUCGACCAUAACAUCGUUGUUCUGUCCCAUUCAACCUGGUUCACCAUGAAUCCACUUACGAAGGUGAAGUUGAUCAACGAGCUGAAUGAGCGAGAGGCCAAACUCGGGGUGAAUGAGUCUGUUUCCUGGCACAGCGAGUACAAAGAAAGCGCCUGGAUUUUUAUCGGAGGAUUUCCAUACGAACUGAGUGAAGGUGACAUCAUCUGCGUCUUCUCCCAGUAUGGAGAGAUCGUGAACAUUAACCUGGUGCGAGACAAGAAGACCGGGAAGUCCAAAGGUUUCUGCUUCAUCUGCUAUGAGGACCAGCGGAGCACCAUCCUGGCUGUGGACAACUUCAACGGCAUCAAGAUUAAAGGUCGGACCAUCCGUGUGGACCACGUUAAAGACUACCGUCCUCCCAAAGACUCGGAGGACAUUGAUGAUGUCACCAAACAGCUGAGGGAGCAGGGCUGUGCUCCUAAACUCCUCCCGCCGCCACCGCCCUCCUCCUCCUCCUCAGAGGAAGAGGAAGUUGAGCAGUACGCCAUCCCCGUGAAGAAGCCCAAAAAAGACAAGAAAGAGAAGAAGAAAAAGAAGAAAGAGAAGAAGGAGAAAAAGAAAGCAGAAAAGGAGAGAGAAAAAGAGAUGGGGAAACGCUCUUCCUCUUCUUCUUCUUCUCCUUCUCCUCUUCCUCCUCCUCCUCCUCCUGUUCGAGUCAAAGAGGAGAAGCAGGAUCCUGGAUAUAGCAAAUAUAACCAGAGGGGGGAGCCACCAGGAGGACAAGAGAACGGACAGAGAGCGACGAGGGACAACGAGAGACUGAGAGGGGAGGAGGAGAGGAGGAGAGAGACAGAACGAGAGAGAGAGGAUGACAGGAGGAGGAAUAGAGACAGGAGCAGAGACAGGAGCAGAGACAGAGAGGGUGAGAGGAGGAGAGAGACAGACAGAGAGUAUGAGAGAAAAAGAGAGACAGGGAGAGACAGUGAUAGAAGAAGAGAGAUGGACAGAGAUGACAACAGAAGAAGAGAGACAGAAAGGGAGAGGGACGGUGAUAGGAGGAGAGAAACAGACCGAGAUGGUGAGAGAAGAAGGGAAACCGACCGCGACAGAGAAAGUGAUAGAAGAAGAGAAACAGACAGAGAAAGUGAUAGAAGAAGAGAGAGCGACAGAGACAAAGAUCCGUCACGUAAGCACUGAGACUUUUUGUAGUAAACUGAGAAUCUAUCUGUUGGUUUCAUGAUGUAAAAACAUGUCAAAUGUAAAGUACAUAGUGAUAUCUUUUAUCAUUUUCCAAAUGUUUGAUGUUUUUUCUGGAUUACAGAAGGUUUAAAGUAAUGCUGGCGCUCUCUAGAGGCUGCAGUGUUUUACUACAUAACCUGCACAUUUAAGUGCUUAUCAAACAAGACUGUACAGUGGAUUUAAAAUGUGACAUGUAUUGCUUUAAAUGGUUGUAAUGCUUAAAUUCUUUGUAGUUAUUGUGACAAAGAAGCUAUUUUUGUUUACAUUCCCAAAGGUUGACAUUCAAUCAGUUGAAUAAAACAAGUUUAAGGAUA
Messenger RNA from Labrus mixtus (cuckoo wrasse), 1560 nucleotides. Its product is annotated as RNA-binding motif protein, X-linked 2-like. Gene Ontology annotation, biological process: mRNA splicing, via spliceosome. NCBI's taxonomy places the organism in Eukaryota, Metazoa, Chordata, Actinopteri, Labriformes, Labridae. The transcript is spliced from 6 exons. The record is from RefSeq and is a predicted model, not a curated record. Gene Ontology annotation, molecular function: RNA binding. The coding region runs from base 74 to 1204 and encodes 376 amino acids. Gene Ontology annotation, cellular component: U2 snRNP; precatalytic spliceosome; catalytic step 2 spliceosome.